UGAAGGAAACGGGGAAACAAGAACUUACGCGUUUACGAUGAUGGGCCAUCAAGUGUUUGUCUUGCUUUGACUCGCAGAUGGCAGCGACGACGGACAUACUCCUAUACUCCUCCCUCCGCACUCCUGCCUGUGCUGCUUGGGAAAGAUCCUUAGCAGAUGAUGGGAUGGCGCACGGGGACGGGCCGCGGCGAUGGCUGGUUUUGUUGUUGACGUCAUUGGUGGUCGCGGCGAAGAACUACUGCUUCGACAACCCAGCCUCUCUGGAGCUUCCUUUUCGGGAAAGUCUGAAGCUGACCGAAACGGAAUACAAUCUGCUGUAUACGGUCUACUCCGUGCCCAACGUUUUGGUGCCGUUGAUCGGCGGGCUGGUGAUCGACGGACUAGGGGACACGCUGAGCUUCGUGGGCUUCACUCUGUGCGUGGUGGUGGGCCAGGGGGUGUUCGCGGUCGGGGCGACGUUGAGAAGCUUCCACGUGGCGCUGUUGGGGAGGGGAAUCUUCGGGCUGGGAGGGGAGUGCUUGAACGUGGCGCAAUCGACCAUUUUGGCCAAAUGGUUUGGCGGCGGGAAAGAGAUGGAGAUGGCGAUGGGGAUCGCUCUGACUGCCACGUGUCUCGGCGACGUGCUCACCGACUGGAUAUGCCCCGUCAUCUACGGUCGGGAUUGGUCGCCGAUCUUCCCGCCAAAAGAGCUCUCCUCCCCCCUUUGGCUCGGCUUCCUUGUCAUGCUCCUCUCCUUCUGGAUAAGCCUGAUCUACGUGGCCAUGGCCGUCCAGAGCCAGACCGAUCUCAAGUGCGCGAUCCCGACGCCGCCGGCCGCCGGCGGCCGCGUUCAUCUCCUCGCCGUUGACGUCAACAACCACCACGGCGCCGCCGGGCCGCAUCGGGUUGCCGUUGACGCCAACAACAGAACGAACAAGAAGAACGACAACAAGCCGCCUCCUCCUCCUCCUUUUUUUGCUUCACUACCCUCACCAACUCCUCCUCCUCCUCCUCCUCCUCCUUGUAGUUUCGACGACCACGUGGGAAACACCACGGCGGUCGGGAUCGUACCGCUCCAGGCUGCUGACGUGGCAGGUGCGGAUGCAAUCUCGGAGAAGACGGCAUCGACCAUCGAUCACCUGAUGAUGCCACAUCAUCAUCAGCAGUCUUGGUCCGCUGACGUGGACGUCGAUGAUGAUGGUGAUGAUGAUGAUGUGGAAACGUCGGACGUACUUGUGUCUCUUCUCCACAUCAGCAGUUUCGGUCCGGUCUAUUGGAUGUUGAAUGGUGGCUGUAUUGUCAUAUACGCCGCUGUCGUGGCAUUUCACGGGGUGGCAUCGGGGGUGCUGAUGUGGAAAUGGCCCUCUUUGACCCUCGAGAGUGCCGGCUUGAUGAUCUCCGUACCUUAUUUGGUGUCGGCUCUAAUUAAUCCACUGAUGGGUUGGGGAAUUACCAGGUAUGGUCGAAGGGUGGUCAUCUCCGGCACAGCUUUCUUCUUCCUCUCUCUCUCUCACAUCUCCAUCGCCUAUUUCCCUUUUCCUCCGCUGGUGCCACUUGUCACUAUGGGAGUCGUGUACUCAAUCUAUGCGGCAGCUCUCUGGCCGUCCGUGGCUCUCGUGAUUGACAGCUCAGCAUUAGGUACAGCAUACGGAUUGAUCACCUCCUUGCAAAAUUUGGCUUUGGUAAUCACACCCAUCAUCGUUGGACUAAUUAAGGAUAUCACUCACGAUUACGGGAAGGUUGAACGAUUCUUCGCCUUCGUUAGUAUCCUCGGAUUUUUCAUGUGCGUCAUCCUAAAUUACCUCGAUUCCACGAACCUGGACGGCCUCUUAAACUCUCCCCCACCUCCUCCCCCUCUUCUUCCCCCUCCUCCUCCUGUUGCGAUAGCUGCUGAUUCCUCUACUAAUACCGUUGCUGCUGCUGACUGCAUGGGAGAGACUGGAUUGUGCCGCUGCCACGUGGACGCUGCUGACCCCUUGAGUGAUAUGAGACAACCCCUCUUACCUCCCUCCUCCUGAUCUCCGCUCUCCUGAUACCCCCCUUUAACCUCCUCAUGUUUCUUCUCCUCCAUAUCCUCCUGCUGCCACCGAUGGUGGAGCACUGAUGACGUCUCCGUGCAGCUGGCGUGGUGCCACGUGGCAUCCCAGCU
Messenger RNA from Chara braunii, 2128 nucleotides. Lineage: Eukaryota; Viridiplantae; Streptophyta; Charophyceae; Charales; Characeae. The record is from the annotation of a GenBank genome assembly.